AUGAGCGUUCUGCCGCUGCUGCUGCUGCUGCUGCUGCAGGUGGGCCGCGUGCUGGCGCGGGACCUGAACCAAUACAAGACUUCGUUGCUGAAGAACAUUUUAGAAGAAAACCAAACGGCGCUGCGGCUCUCCGAGCGCGCAGAUGUCAUGGAAACUUUGCUGCUGCGCUACGCAGACAUGGAGCGUUGGGGCCAUUUGCGUCGCGCGGUUUGCGCGGGGCUGCGGGACCUGCCGCUCCCGCCCUUCUUGCCUGCUGCUGCUGCUGCUGCUGCUGCUGCAGCGCCAGCAGCGGCGCCCGCGGGGUCACCCGCGGCGAGGCAGCAGCAGCAGCAACAGCAGCAGCAACAGCAGCAGCAACAGCAGCAGCAGCAGCAGCAGCAGCAACCGCAGCAGCAGCGACCGGGGGACACACAAGGCAGCCCGCAAGGCAGCGCGCAGCACGGGGAAGCCAGGACGGAAGCUCAGGCUGCGGGGGCCACCGAGGCCCAGGCAAAGCCAAGCAACAGCAGCAGCAGCAGCAGCAGCAGCAGUGGCAACAGCAGCGGCAGCAGCAGCGACGGCAGCAAAGACAAAGACACGGCUGCAGCGCUGGAAGCCGUCGCGCAGCAGUUUGCAGAAGCAGCUGGAAAAAGCCAAGGGGGCAGCCCCGAGCAGCAGCUGCAGCAGCAGCGGCAGCUUUUCAAUCAGCAGCCAGAGCCUGCGCCGGAGGAGGGCCCUCCUGUGAGCGAUCUCGCGGAGGCGGCAGAGGAAGCAGCGGCGGCAGCAGCUGCUGCUGCUGCUGCAGACUCUGGCAGCGCAGCAGCAGCAGCACUGAAGCUGUACGAGCAGCAGGAAGGCAUCCUUCCCAAAGAAAAUGCAGCAGUCGCUCCCAGGCCCCCGUUGAGAGGUUUGCUGCGAGGCGUAGAUGCGCCGCGUGGCCUAGAUUCGCCUGCAGCAGCAGCAGCAGCCCCGACUCGCGCGCUGCUUCCCCGGUGCCGUCCUCCGGGGCCGCCUCUGCGUCUGCGUCCGCGUCGCGCCGCAGCAGCAGCAGCAGCAGCAGCGUGGCGUCAGUGAGCGCUGCGGCUUCGCCGCCCACCCCGCCCGCCCCCAGCAGCAGCAGCAGCAGCAGCAGCAGCAGCAGCUUUCUGCUGUGCGGGGGCGCGCUGGGCGUGGGCUACGAGUUCGUCUGCUGCUGCGUCUGCUGGGGCAGCGAAGGCUCCGCUCUCAACCCGCUGCUCUCCUGCGUCCGCUGCCUCUUUUGCUGCCACAAAAACUGCUACGGCGUUGGCCGCCUCGGCGAAGCCCUCGAGCCCGAAGACUGGAUUUGCCGCCGCUGCGAAGUCGACAAGAGGGCCCUCGGCACCCAGUGGAUGGCCGUCUUCAAGCCCAUGCACCCCAAGUGCCUCACACCUUCCACCCCAUGUGCGCCUGGCUCGCCGGCCUCCACUGCGCUGCUGCGCCGCUCCCCGGCCUUUUCCUCGCAGUCCGCGGGGCCCUCGACCACUGCUUCCCCAGACUCAAAGUCACUGUCUUUUGCUUCCGACACACCCCGGAGGCCCCCGGAGUCAGGUCAGUAA
Eimeria necatrix is the source of this 1556-nucleotide messenger RNA. RefSeq lists its product as hypothetical. The annotation marks the transcript as partial. Lineage: Eukaryota; Apicomplexa; Conoidasida; Eucoccidiorida; Eimeriidae. The record is from RefSeq and is a predicted model, not a curated record. The transcript is spliced from 3 exons.